CUCUCUCUACAAUGGCUCGGUCCACCAAUGCGGUUCUUGUUCUGAUGGCUGCUCUUUUGGUGGCCUCAACAAGGGCACAAUCCCCUACAUCUUCACCAACCAAGUCACCUGCAGCUUCUCCAUCGAGCACCACAACAUCAGCUGCUCCUUCUCCAUCGAGCCCUCCACCUAAGGCUGCGUCUUCUCCUUCUCCAUCGAGCACUCCACCUAAGGCUGCCGCUCCCUCUCCAUCCACCACUUCACCGGCUGCUAGUGAGCCCACUGCCGACUCCCCGCCUUCUCCUCCCUCAUCUUCCUCUGUCAUUUCUCCGGAGAUUUCUCCCUCUUCACGAGAGGCUCCCGCACCCGGCCCUAGCAGUGCCUCUUUGAAUAGGUUUGCAGUCACCGGAUCUGUAGCAGCUGGGGUUUUCGCUGCUGUCUUGGUUAUGUAGAGCACAAUCAAACUAUAACUCUGUUAUGGUGGCCUAUGGAUUUUCAAGACAAGUCAUUAUUACUUUACGUGAUAUUUGUUGUUUGUUAUAUUCAAAUUUAUACAAAUUAAAU
Prunus mume (Japanese apricot) is the source of this 543-nucleotide messenger RNA. RefSeq lists its product as uncharacterized. The record is from RefSeq and is a predicted model, not a curated record. Lineage: Eukaryota; Viridiplantae; Streptophyta; Magnoliopsida; Rosales; Rosaceae.